CCUACAUGGACAUUUUUCUUCUUGGUAGCUUACAGUGAAAUAGGUAUUGACAAUUCGAAUUGUUUCUUCCUUGUUUUUGCUUUUUCUGCUUCUUUUUUUUUUCGUCUUUUUGUACCAAAAAAAACCCUUUACUGGAUUUAUUUUUGGUACUUUAGUUUUUGUAACUCACUUUUUUGGUUCUUUUGAGGUUUUUCCUCUUUGGUUUGAUUUUUACCCUUGUCUUGUCCUUUUUUUUGUUUUUUUUUUUUUGGUUUUAUUGUUUUAUUCAAUUCAAUUUCAAUUUCAACUUCAAUUCUAUCUGGUCUCUGUUCUUUUUUUAUCACUCAAGGAUGCUCUCAACAUGUGCUUAAUCUCUCGUUUUGCCUCUUGUCAUCAUAUACUUUCUAAAGUGAGAUUCGUUUCUCCUACCUAUCGUCCUUCCGCUUCUUCUUUUUCCACCAGCUCCCGUCUCUCUCAAUCCACAAACUCUCCUUCUUCUACUUUUCUUCCCCAAAGCGCCUUUCCAAACGAACCGUUGGACGAACUUUUCGACUUUUUCAUUGAAGAUGAACACCCAAAAGCUUCUGUUCCCACGUACUAUACCACCAUCAAAUCCAGACUGAUGAGUCCCGUUGAACCUGAACACCUAGUUCGUAUGCCUCUCCCAAAACCCGCCAAACGGUUUUUCCAAGAAGCUCUUAAUCGUCAUCCCCCUUCUUUGCUUCCAGAAGAUCCAAGUCAACAAAUUCUUUCCGCCGGUGCUCCCAUUGAACUCGGAGUUCAUCCUCCUCCAGAACAUCCUGAACAAUUCUUUUCCGAUCUUCGUGAAUCCCUUUCCCAGUCCGAACAAGAGACGACCGAUCUUAUCGCCUACCGUCAUCAACUCCUCACCUGCCAAUCAAGCUUCCAGCUCCAUCAAACCUUUCAGAACCACUUUCUCCCUCGGCUCUCCAAAACUGACGCCUCCGCUUCUUCCGAUACUUCUUCGUACUUUCCUCUUUCUCGAGCUCUUCGCGAUUCUAUGCUCAUUGCCCGUCUCAAUUUUUUAGAUCCCCUCCUCGCCCAUUCUUUCUUUUCCCAUGUCAAACAUACCAGUGUCUAUGCUUAUGUACAAGCUUGCACUACCCAGGUUUACAACCAAGCAUUGUUAUCCCUUUGGCAAGCUUCUCAAGAUCCUUUUAAUCUGCUUCGGCUUAUCACUGAAAUGGAAGCCAACGUUCUUCCCUUCGAUUCCGAAACUCGAGAAGUGUUUCUUGCCAUUCACCAACAAAUCUCCUCUUGGCCUGCCCAUGCCCUUCCUUCUACCUCUGCCCAACAUUUGCAAAAGUUACAGAAAUUCUUGCAUACCGAGCUCAUGUUGUAAUUCCCCUUUCUCUUGCAUGUACAGUGAAUCUUUUCCCAUCUAUUGUAUCUUUUCGUUCUUUUCAAAAUUUUUUAAUAAAAUCUAGGUUCGCUCGUGGAGUGGAGCCUUUUAGUUUUCUUUCUAUAGAUACCCACAUUGUUGUUGAAUUUCUUUCUUGGUAAGACUGUUUCGCCCUCGUCACUGUCAACCGUGUUCUAUUCGUAAUUUAUCUCUUCUUUUUCUUUACCAAGUAUCUCUUUCAUUUCCUUCUUGCUUUUCAUACAUAUUUCUAUUGGAAAUAGUGAUCUGUAGCGUAUGUGAAAUCUAACUUUCUAUAAGCUCUUUCUAGUUCGC
Schizosaccharomyces octosporus yFS286 is the source of this 1675-nucleotide messenger RNA. Its product is annotated as translation protein. Lineage: Eukaryota; Fungi; Ascomycota; Schizosaccharomycetes; Schizosaccharomycetales; Schizosaccharomycetaceae. Gene Ontology annotation, cellular component: mitochondrion. The transcript has a single exon. The record is from RefSeq and is a predicted model, not a curated record. Bases 341 to 1342 code for a protein of 333 amino acids.